Molecule: messenger RNA, 255 nt
Organism: Staurois parvus
Lineage: Eukaryota; Metazoa; Chordata; Amphibia; Anura; Ranidae
Source: the annotation of a GenBank genome assembly
AUGGGGCCCCCGGGCAAUUGGGGAUCAUGGGGCCCCUGUGUCCUUGCCCACACUCAAAACACACCCAAAAAAGCCUAUAAAAGGUACCAGGGGCAUCUCAUGGGGCCCCCUACUGACCCUGGGCCCUUGGGCAGUGCCCGAAGUUUCCAAAUGGUCAGUCCGCCCCUGCACCUAUGCGAUCCAAUUUUGCACAUCGCACCGCAUUUUGCAGACCGAUGUGGGGGUGUUGCUAACAUACACAUGCGAUUGUGAUGC